AUGAACGCUCUGUGUACCACUCAAAUUACCACAUUGUGUAUGCCCACCAGGCGUCUCUGUGACACUUUGCAGGAGCUUUUGUCUGUGUGCAAUGGAGGCACACAGCUGUUAAUUGACAAGGAUUUUCCAGAAAAGGAGAAGUCCACAUCAAAGGCCCUGGAAGACGUAAAGGCAAACUUUUACUGUGAAUUAUGUGACAAGCAGUAUCACAAACACCAAGAGUUUGACAAUCAUAUUAAUUCUUAUGAUCAUGCUCAUAAGCAGAGACUAAAAGAAUUAAAGCAACGAGAAUUUGCUCGAAAUGUAGCCUCCAAGUCAUGGAAAGAUGAGAAGAAACAAGAAAAAGCACUUAAACGACUUCAUCAGCUGGCUGAGUUAAGGCAACAGUCUGAAUGUGUUUCUGGAAUUGGACCUGCGUACAAAGCCCCCAGAAUAGCCAUAGAAAAACAACUCCAGCAAGGAAUCUUCCCAGUUAAGAAUGGAAGGAAGGUUUCGUGCAUGAAGAAUGCUCUUCUCCUUAAAGGAAAGAAUCUCUCCAGAGCCAUUGCCGAUAAACAGCGGUCCACCAUGCCAAAUCAACACGAGUUACAAACGGACAAACGUUAUUUGUCUGGAAGUCGGGUACCACAAACAUCUUCACAUCUCAGUAAUGCAAAUCACAGGACAGGAGUAUCAUUUUCCUUUUCCAAAAAAGUGCAUCUAAAAUUAGAAUCUUCAGCAUCAGUUUUCAGUGAGACCACAGAAGAAAUUCAUGAUUCUAAGUCACCCAUCUAUAAAACAAAAACUGCAGAGAAAUGCAAGUGCCACAGGUUUGCAAAUGAGGAUACACACCUCGCUAAGGAAAGAGACAUAAACAUCUCACCAAGCCAUCUGGAAAGUGUUUUACACAAUGCUUUCUCCAUCAGCUCUCAACUUUUGCAGGACAAAAAUGACUCUGUUGAUGAAACUCUAGAAGAUUCCACUGGCAUUCAUGCUUCAUUCUCUAAAUCUAACAUUCUUCUUUCAGAUGUGAAUAUUACUCCUUCCAGCAGAGAAAAAGGAACUAGAAAUACAUUGAAGAACAAUUCAGAAAACUGCAUUAAUCACUCAUGCCAAGCAAAUGCUUUCUCCAGCCCACGAAACAUUUACAAGCACAGUGAUGCCAGGAUAUUUGAAUGUCUGGAUGACUUUCCAUCACUAGAGCCAAGUGAGCAAAACAGUACAGUGCAUCUGAAUCCGAACUCCAGAAUGGAGAAGACAGAAAAAUCUUUAGAUGAAACAGAAAGAGUUAGCAAAAACAUGCAAAGGCUUAUAAGAGAAGCAUGUCCCCAUGAUGUGAAAUCCAAACCAUUGCCCUUUCUCCACGUACAAAGCAAGGAUGGUCACACCACUCUCCAAUGGCCUACAGAACUCCUGCUCUUUACAAAAACAGAGCCUUGUAUCUCUUAUGGCUGUAACCCAUUAUAUUUUGAUUUUAAGCUUUCUCGGAACACAAAGGAUGAUCAUGAUCCAGAGGACUUAAAAACAGAAUUGAUUAAGGAGCCGUCAGAAAUGAAGACUACAGGAGAGAGCCAAGUCUCAGGUUUAAUCAAAGACCAACAAAAAUUGAUCCAAGAAGAUAAUCAAUCUCUGAAACCAAAGAUGAUGAUAGCUAAUCCAGAUUGGGAAAAUUUCCAGAGAAAAUACAGUUUGGGCUACAAUGAUUCUGAGCCAAAUACAAGUAAACAUAAUUUUACUGCAAGUGAUUUGGAAAUGAAAAAUCCUGAAGUGCCUGCUUACCGUGAUAUCUCUCAAAAGAAUUGUGUAGCAAACAAUAAUAAUAGUGAUAAUGAACUUAAGGAACCUUCAAGGACCCAUUGGCAAAGCUGCCAAAGGGUAGUUCUAAAUAAUGCAAAUGAGGGCCUAUCAUUUUCGCCUUGUAUAUCGAGGACUAAAACACAUAAACAGAUUCCCUGUGAUCCUCAUUCGGAUCUUGAAGAUGGAAAUCAAUUCACCUGGAGUUCUAGUCCUUAUACAGUAAGGGGUCACAGUGACCAUGGGAAGGACAUCAGUGUAGUUUUGAAUAGUAACCACGUCAGCAUGACCAGCAGAGUGUCUGGAUGUGGAAACCGAAGUUACAAGAGAAUUUCUGGAACAUUGUCUCUGAACAGACAUUCUAGCCUUUCAGACACAUCCCUCAGCAGCACAUCCAGCCUGAGAAAUACUUGCUCAAGUCAUAGGUCCAGUGGUGAUGGCAGAGGUCAUUUGCUCUACUUUUGUAAAAGAGAACCCAGCUCAGUUGAAAGGCACAAACUGAAACGUCGCAAGCACAGCUGCCUCUGCUUGUCCAAUGAGACAGCGCAGAGUGCCUGCCUGCGGUCCGGAGCGCACAGAGACGGGGCCUGUGCAUUGCGGGAAUCGGAAUCGUUUAAAAAUGAAAAACAAUCAAAACGUAGAUAUGGUCACAGCAGAGAAAGAUAUAAACUGGGAAAAAAUCAACAACAAUGUUCGGGGCCCAAAUCCAGGAGCAUCACCCAUUGUGAUACUAGCUCACAGGUUUCCUGUGCUGGGAACAGCGCAAAACCAUUUAAUUGCCAGGGACCUCAGUACAGCAGAUCAGAUUCUUACUCAAGAGAAAGAAUUUAUUACUUAAAUAAAAGUGAAAGAACUCAAUGGUCUUUGAACAGCCCUCAUGUUUGUGAUCUGGGAAAAGUAAAACCCAUGCGGUAUAAAUCUGAGAAUAUCAGCUGCCUUCUAAGGAACUGUUCCAGCCACCGAUCCGAAACCACAGGGUUGAACAUUGCAGGAGAGAAGACCCCCCUGACAGCCAAAAGCCUUUUAGAAAGAGUACAAGCCAAGAAGUGUCAGGAACAAUCAAGCAAUUUGGAAGUCUCUUCAAACAGUUGUAAAAAUAAAUCAGAGGCUCAUUCACAAAUCCAAUGCACAAUUCAAUUUAUACCACCAGGCUGUAAGAGACCAGCAUUGCCUUUGUCUGCAAAAAUGCAGAACACAAAUAAAAGAAGAAAUUAUAAAGGCAGUGUGGUUCAGAGAACUAUUGAGAAAGGCAAAGUCAAAGGUUCACAGACAAAUAAUUUUACUGUUUUAGUAGACACUGAUUGUGAUAACCAUCUUUCUAAAGGUAUAAUUCAUGUAGUAGCUGAGUCUCAGUCACCAAACAUGAAAAAGAACCCAACAACAAAAGAACAAUCAGAAUCUUUAAUUGGUGAAUUCCAACCUUUUAUUCAAAACUGUGACCCAGAACUAAGUGAUUUCCCUGGUGCUUUUCCAUCUAAUAGAUAUACUGGUGUUACUGAUUCAACAGAGACCAAAAAGGAGCAAAUAAAUCUAGACUUACAGGAUGUAAGCAUGCACAUGAAUCAUGUAGAGGGGAAUAUAAACUCUUACUAUGACAGAACUAUGCAGAAACAUGACAAGGUAGCAGAUGAGUUAGAAGUAUGUCAUAAAUCUUUCUCCCCCCCUAUAAUUCAACAGCCAAUAACAUUUUCUCCUGAUGAAAUAGAUAAAUAUAAGCUCUUACAGCUACAAGCCCAGCAGCAUAUGCAGAAACAGCUCCUAUCAAAGCAUCUUCGGGUUUUGCCUGCUACAGGGCCAACUGCCUUUUCUCCAGCCUCAGCUGUGCAGACAGUUCCAGUUCACCAGCACACUUCUCUCACCACCAUCCACCACACGUUCUUGCAGCAUUUUGCUGUUUCUGCUUCCGUAAAUUCCCAUGGCAGUCACUUCCCUAUAGCUCAUCUACAUCCUCUUUCACAGCCACAUUUUGCUCCGUUCACAUUUUCACCUCUGACUCCAGCCAUCAUCCCUGCACAUCCCACUUUCUUAGCGGGUCAUCCCCUGCAUUUAGUCACCGCUGCCCCCUUCCACUCAUCCCACAUAACACUUCAGCCCUUGCCCCCUGCAGCAUUUGUCCCUGCAUUGUUUGGCCCUCACUUAAACCCAGCCACAACUUCCAUCAUCCACUUGAAUCCUUUACUUCGACCAGUGUUUCAAGGUCAAGAUCUUUGCCAUCAUUCUUGCUCCAGUCAGAUGCAACAGUUAAAUGGAGUGAAAGAGGCCUUAAAUGUGUCAGCACAUUUGAACUAAUAGCUGUUAAAGCCCCUCUGCUGGAUAAAUAAAACAAAUUGUCACUACCUACAAAAAUGAUAUAUUUAGAGUGGUCUAUCUAUUGUAAGAUUUAAAAUAUAUGGCAGUUCAAAAUGUGACCAACAUCUAAAUGUGAACUGAAUUGCCAAUAUUGAAAUAGGAGCAUUUUAAGAAUUUCUUUUAACUUGAAAAAAUAAUAGAGUGAAUUUAAAAUAAUUUUAUGAAAAAAUAGAGGAAAAAGUGUUAAAGAUCUGUUUUAGAUGAGUUCUCACAUAAUGUUACAAAAUGUUACAGAAAACAUUCAGGUAGAUUAUUAAUAUUACAAAGAAAAUCAUAUGGAACAUGAUACCACAUGUUCUAGGUGUUUGUUGAAUGAGUGAAUGAAUGAAUGAAUGAAUGCACAUUUUGUUUUAUUCAUCAGAUAAUAAUAAAACGUCAGUGAAAUGAACUAAUUAUUAAUAGUAAUUCUUACAGUUAACUAUUGACUAAACUUUCAAUCAAUAUAAUCCAUUUCAAUCAAUAUGAUCUGUAUUUUCAUAGGAAAUAAGAAAUGGCAAGAAAUUUUCCAAUUAAUUCAGAUCGAAAACUACUCUUCAAUGAAAAUCAAUCUUUAAACAGAUUGCAUUGUUGAGUUUCUGUGAAAAAUCGGGUUAUCUUCCUUUCAUACACAUCUAUGUCAAGAUAAUUUUGUUAUUGUAAGAAUCACCAUCUAAAAUUAAGAAUGUUUAAUUUUUGUAUAAGAAAUCAUAUAUAAACUAUCAUUAGUCUUUGAUAACACAAAACAAAAACCAAAAUAUAUUCAGAAUAACAUUUGGAAUACAUUGGUCAAUCUUUCAAAUAUUGCAGGGACUUAAAUAUUGUUUUCUUUAUUCUUUUACUCAGAAAUCUUACCGUGUUCAGCCAACAUAUGUGUAAGUGGGGAGGUAAAGUUUUGGAAAUGUCACAAUUUUUACAUGACAUUUACUGAGAAAAUCUUAUGGCAUAUUUGAUGUGUUUUAUUCAAUUGUACUAGAUAUUUAUAAAAUAUAGUGAAUGAUGAUGAAUAAAAUCACCGUUCAUGCAAUUUUGCAAAUGAUUUUAAGCAUUCUUUCAAAAUGUUUUCUCGCCCACAGAAGUUGCAUUUCUUACAUCUGUAUUUCUAAAUGGCCUUCCAGUUAGGUUUAUUAUUUUGUAUUUUUAAAAUGAAAGAGAAACAUGUAUGACUGCAUAUUCUCCAAAAGCAUGAGUUUAGAGAAAAUCAAACUAAACAGAAAUGGAGGUAAUCAGUCAUCCACCACUGUGUGUAUGACAAUGCAAACUCCUCUACCAUUAAAAGAUGAGAGGGGUGACUUUUUCAGCCUUGGCUUCACAAAGAAGAGAGCUAUACUUCCUGAAGGCCUACUGUGCAUCAAAAGAGUCAGGCUGAGCACUUGGCCCAUAUUAUCUCAUUUAAUAUUCACAGCUGUAUUUUGAGAUCAGUAUUAUCAUUCCUCUGUGCAGAUGAGGAAAACGAAGUUGAAAGGUUAAAUUCUUAACCGUUGGCAAACAGCAAGAAAGGACAUCUUUGAUGCUAGUGAGAGAGAGAUGGAGAGAGAAAAAGAGAGAGAGAAGACAAAGUGAAUUUGAAAUUUUAAUGUAAAGAAAAGACAUAAUUUCCUAGAUGUCACCAGAACUUGUGGGAUGGGAAUUUUGAAUGGGAUAUGGCAGUGAGAAAGUCUAGCUUAUGUAAAAUGAGUAGAAAAACAGAGGAAAGGCUUCAAAUAGCAAGAGACUCUAUACUUGCAUGGAAUGCCAUAAAUGUGAUUAUAGAAGAACAUGGAUAAACAUUGAUAGAAUCUAAAAAAAGGGAAAUAAGUGGAAUAUUUCCUAUAAAAAUAGAGGACAAAUGGCCCACCACAUCAAAAAAAGAAGGUAAUGUGCAUGACUAUCCCUGAAAACAGAUUAUAAAGUUGGCGUAGAGCCAAGAUGGAGUAAUUAUAGGAAUUCACUAGAAGCAUUAUUAUGAAAAAGACAAUACCUGAUUAAAUUUAUAGUCAUCUUGGUGAUAAUUUAAUCUCUCAGAAGGUUAGACCAGAGAACCUCUACUGGGUACUUAAUUUUGACUAACAAGAACAGAUUGAUAUGAAUUGAUGGUAUGGAAAUGACUAUCCUGCAUUAUCAGUGAUGAAAAUGUUCACUGGAUAUAUUAUCUUGGACUAUGAGAAGACUUCACCAUUUAAAUAAAAGAACUUAUCCUCUAGAGUGGGAAACUACAAAAGGUGGUAUCACAUGAGGAAAGCUACAAUUAUAAAAGAUUAUAAUGAGAUGGGAAAAUGUAGUCCUUUAAACAAUCUGUAUAAACUGAAUGGGGAAAACAUUCAAAGUAAUCGUUAAAGUGCCAUACAUCCACAAAUAGUAACACUAAAGCUAUGGUCAAAAUGAGCAGAAAGAAGGCUAAUUUUUUUUAAUAUCCAAUUUAUUGGGAAAAUCCAAAAGAAGUUCAUCUUUUGGUUCUGUUCAGUGCUUACUGCUGGGGGCAAAUGAUUUAAUGAAAAAGAAAAUAGUGUUACCUAAAUCUGAUUUCAUUUUACUUUCCCUAUUAAGCAGAAAAUGCUUCAAAGUGGAAAUUGUAGAAGCAACAUGAGUAAGAAAUUUGGAACACAUAGGGAAAAUGAUUUCCUGGCCGCUUCAAAUGAAUUUACAUCUUCACAUUUAGAAGAAUUUUACCAUAGAGUAUUAAAAUUGCCUAAUCAUGACAUUGCUUAUCUUUGAGAAAACAUGCAGAAUGGAAGAGAAUUUAGAACAAACAUCUCUACUUUUAUAAAGAGAGGAAUACUGAAUACAGAUAUUACUGACUUAAAAGUUAGCUAUUUAUAGAUAAAGUUUUAAGUGGAAUGUUUAAUGAAAAGAAAGACACAAUCGCUGGUAACACAAACAAGUAUACUAAAAAAUAGUACAAAAAUAAAAUAAUUUUAUUUCUCCUUUAUCCACUUUGUUUUCUUUCUCAUUCAAAAAUAUUUAUUAAGGGCCAUGUGCUAGGCAGUAAUCUGAUUGCUGGGGAUAUAAUGAUGAUCAAAACUAACAAAAAAUAAUGCCAGAAUGUAGUUUAAUUCUAGUUGAGUCAUGCAGACAAAAGCCAAAAUAGACAAAUGAAAUAUAUAUACUGUCAGAUGACGAUAAAUGCUAUUGAGGAAAAUAAAUAGGAAAGGCAGAUAAAGAGGCUCGGACUGGGGGUAGUGGGUAAAGUACAAUUUCAUAAUGCAGUCAGGGGAAGCUUCACUGUGAAAGUGACAUUGCAGCAAAGACCUGAAGGAAGUGAGGGAGUGAUCAUUCUAGGCUUAAGAAGAGCAUGUUUCAACAACCUAUUGUGUGUGCUUGCCAUGCUCAAAAAAUACUACAAGAAUGCUGUGGAUGGGAAAGAAUGUUUCAGGGAGAGAAUUACAGGAAAUACGAUCAGAGAAGUAAUUGUGGAGCAAAAUCAUAUAGGAUCUUGGCCAUUAUAAUGACCAGCUUUUACUGUGAGAUGAGAAGCUAGUGGAUAAUUUAGGCAGAGGAAGAAGAUGAUCUGUCUUAGAUUUUACCAAGGUCACACACCUAUUGCAUUGUGUAUAAUCUCUAGGGGAGUAAAUGUAGGAGUGGGGAGGCCAAUUAGUAGAUUGAAAUGUUUCAGACAAAGAGAAUGCAAUGACCUGCUCAGUGACAGUCUAGUGGAAAUGUUGAGAAGUGGUGAGACUCUGGAUUUAUUCUGAAAGUAGAGCUUAGAAAAUGUGCUUCACAUUGGAUGUAAGAGAUGAGACAAAAAGAGGAAUCAGAGAUGACAUAAUAGUCUUUCACUAGCAACUAAAGGGUGGAUUUACUGUUAACUGAAAUAGAGAAUGCUGCAAUGAACAGGAUAGGUGAGGAGGAUCAGUUUAAAUAUUCUGUUUGAGAUGCCUAUUAAAUGUUGAAGUGAAGAUAUUAGUUGGUAGUUGGAAAUAUGAGUCUGAAGUUUGAGUAGAGGUGUGAACAGGACAUAUACUUUUGGGAAUCAUCAAUGUAUAGAAAAUAUUGGAAGCUAUUAGCCUGGAUAAUAUCAUCAGGGAUAGGCUAGGGUAGAUAAAAGUUUCAGAGACUGAGCACUAGAUCACUUUAGGAGUGGAAGUAAGAGAAGGAACCAAGAAAUGAGACAGUGAUAAAGUUUCAAGUUACGUAGGAGCAAAAUCAGGACAAUGCGCGCCCUAUAAGGCAAGCAUAGAAAGUGAUUCAAAGAAACGAGGGUGAUCAAUCCUGCUGAAUUGUCACUGAGUCAAAUAAGAAGAGGAUAGAAAAUUAAGUAUUCCUUCACUUACAUAGUGCUUGUUACCUUGAUCAGAGACAUUGUGAUGGAGUGGUUGGUACAAAAGAUAGUAAAAUAUGUCGGAAAUUUUAUAGAGACGUUUUACGAUUCUCAUAAUUAUCCUUAUGGGCAAUAGUAAACACUGUGUGAUGAAUGUGUUAUUUAUAGCUAGUUAAACAAGUAUGCAGAAAGACUAUUGAAAACUGGACUAAUUUCAAAUUGGAGGUAGGGUUGUAAAGACUGAUUUUGAGGCUUUGUUCUGUACUCUGUUACAGUCAAACUGUCAUAAAACAUGGACAAAAUCAUGGAAGACAUUCUAUCAAAUAAGGGAAAAACACAAACCCAAGAAGACUAGCAAAUGUAGCCAAUGGUAAAAUACAUUGCGAAAAACAUUCAAAAAGCAUAAAAAUGGGACACAAUUUGAAAGGUGAAAUUUAGCAUGAAUACAUGUUAAAUCCCACAUUUGUUUUUAAUUUAAAAAAUCUUAUACACAUAGAUUGUAGGGGAGACAGAGUCUAACAUCAGUUCAUCAAUAAAUGGAGGGCUUAGUAGCUUACCAGCUCCAUAUGACCCAAUGAUGUGAAGAAGCUGGUGAAAAAGUUAUGAAGCAUUAGCUGGUGCUAAAUGAAUUAUAGAGAGUUGGAAAAAAGAUUCAUUUUAGAACUUCGAAAAAAUUAUACCAUUUGUGGAAAACUAAGUGUUGUUCUGGGACACAAUUUAAGAGAGUUGUUGGCAAACUGAAGUGUGUCCAUAAAUGGCAUGUUUCACUAAUUAAAAGACCAGAUCAAUUUUAUGUUUUUACACUCGUGAAUAACUUGAGUUCCAUGAAUUAACAAAAAUUAAGUGAAAAAAAUUUCCAUUUUCAAAUGCUUCAGGGAAAUGUUGGGUUAAAUAGGUUUAUUUCAUUACUUGCAUAUCUCAGAACAUUUGACAAGCAGUAUCUACCAGACAUUUCCAGGAGGGAGAGAGAAUAUAUUAAAUUUCCAAAAGAAAUGAUGACGGGAACAUUUUUUUCCUGUGGACCAUCUCAUAGAAUUAGUGUUCAGUAGGACAGAGUCUGGCAAAUGCCAUAUGACAAAUAAAGAAACUAAUAUGUGUAUUCCAAAGAAAAGAACACUUGCUGAGGAAAGAAAAAGAUGGGAAUAAAUUUCUAACUUUAAACAUCUGAUAGUAGCAUGGAGCUGCGUGCUGUGGAAGAUCGUAUUUAUUCUCCUUAGGGCAGAGAGCGUAGAUGCUAGAGAUAGGCAGAUUUUGACUUAACAUGAAGAAGACCUUGACAAUUUGAGUUGCUUGUAUAAAGCUGUAAAAUCUCCAUCACUGAAAUAGUCAAGAAAUUUUGCACAUUUGGUUAAGCAAAAAUCUUACGGAUUUUCAGAAUAGUUUCACUAGAACUUUUGCUUGUAAUCAAUGACAUAUCCAAUUAUCCUCUAGAAUAAUUUCCAAAUUUCAGAUGGUUGAUUCGCAGGGCUUAGUUUUGGAUUAACAUUUUUCUUCUGAUAAUACUCAAAAUGCCUUUCCUGCUGUGAAGAACGUUCUGAGCCAUCUUCUUACUUUGCCCAAAUUAGUGAGUGUGAGCUCAAACAUUUUAUUUUAUUUUACUUAAGUGAAACACACUCUGGGCGGAAAUGAAAUAGACUUCUAAAUAUAUAUUGAAUUCUAAAAUAGAUCCUUUUUUUAAAAAAUUGCCACUGUGAUGGAUUUAUUUUCAGCAUUGUUUCCUUCCACUUGCACAAUUAUUUAACGGUUGAUUUUCAGCAUUAAACUUCUUUUAUGCCCCUUGUCUGGUAUAUAUGGAGUAAUUUUCUUUAUGGGGUUACUCUUUCACACUUGGCUCAUUGAGGCAUGUUUCUGUAUCUGCCAAACUAUAAAUACUCAAUUAAAAACUGAAAAUGUUUUAAGAAAGUCUGUAAAAUCUUUACCUACAUAUGUACACACGCACACAUAUCUGUCCAUGUAUUUUUCUUAGGGAUUAAGAACCAGUUCCCUAUCAGAUUGCUUCCCUGGAUUCAGGAUAUGGUUAAACACAACAAAUGCUUUGUAAUAAGAACUAGAAAUUUGGGAAAGUUCAUCUUCUUAAUUAUUCCCUGCCAAAUUCAGCAAGAAAAAAUACAAUAGGAUUUAAAGAGUGUAUUUCAUUAUUCUUUAUGAGUUUACCUUUAUAUAUGCUAUGUUAUCAAAUAUAGUAAAUGACUAGAAUAGAAUAUGGGGAAUAAUUUGGAAAGUUCCCAGUUCCCAAGGUGUUUUUCUUAGGCAGACAUUUCACAGAAUGAUCUCUUGAAAUUUUUAGUUCACUUACAGAAAAUGGAUUUGACGGUGACUCUUUUUCUUCAGUUUCUGCCAGGACUUAAUGGAGUCUCCCUGUUAUCUCUGAAUAGGGAUAUAUUCAAAGAAACUAAUCCUAGAAAGCUUUCCCAUUAAAUGGAAUAUUUAAUCAGCAAAAUCACUCAAGAUAAUUUUUCCGGAUCUGGCUACCUCCUCAGUGCAUGAAGUUGUUGCUUACUUACUAAGUUCCCAAUGAUGGCAGCAACACAAUUUCUGAAUCUUACCAUAAUACUUUCAGGCUGAUCGAAAACACCACACAUCCCAAGUAUUUGGAGCUAUAAUUGGAAAUAUGGAGAUUACCUUCCCCUUCACAGUACCACUUGGUCUCCCAGUGUUCUAGAUAUAUAUGAAUGCGACGCCCAGAUGCCCUCCUCAGGCUGUGUGGAGAGUUCACUGCCUCCUUAUUAGUGAAAUAACAUUGCUGACCACCUCAAACUAGUGGCACACAUCUCAAUUUUCUCUAAAAAUUUCCCCACAAGUUUUCAGAAAGAGAGUUAAACGUUCUGAAGAAAACUAUGUACAUAUCAGAUCCAGUUUUCUAAAAGCACAAUUGAAAGAACCCAAAUCUCACACAUUAGCAUGUACAGCUAACGUUCUUAGGAGCAAAAUUGACCUAGCGCUUGUCUUUGGCCUGGCGGAACUCAUGGAAAGGUUUAAUUUUGAUUCUUUAAGUAGUGAACUCCUAAAGGGAAAUGUGUUCUCAUUGGAAAAUAGAAACAUUAUUGAAGAAGCAAGUGGGUGACCACCUCCACGCAGCAGUCAGGGAAACAGUUUCCUGCCCUUUGUGUCUCAGACUGAAACUACUGCAACAAGAAGGAAGUUUCCUACUAAAAUACGAGUUUUCCUGCCAAUAAACCUGGGUCUAGAGGAUUUUCAAAGGUUAUCAUUUCAUUCCAGCAAAAAUAUUAUCCACUUCUUCUACUAGGUAGACAUUUAAAGAUGAUUGUCGUAUUGCUUUGGAUUAAGCUAUAUUAAAAUGGAAGCAGUGGCUAAGUCGGUUAGGUUUAGAAUAAGCCAAUAUUAGAGAGAUAAGCCAAAGGAUCUUUUAAAAAAUUUUUUUGUCCAUUUUAUGAAGCUUUGUACCGGAGGCAGAGCUCUCAAUCCACUUUCUUAAUUCCCUUCUCAAAGUCACUGCCUGCUUUGGCACCCCACCACCUUUCUUAAAUAGGAAGAGCAAGAGCAAGGGCAUCUUGGUGGAAACAUAAAUCAGGCUAACUGGAAAUAUACAAAAUAAGCGUGUAUGUAUUCUUUUUAUGUUGUAAGUGUGUAUUGUUAAUGGAUAUACUUUUUAGUCUUUAGUUGUAGACCUUGAUAUUUGUUCAAAAUAGUGUUUUUCAAAAUAUAUUCACAUAUUAAAACAAUCAACUUCAAGAAUAGAUUUCUUUUCCAUGAUGCUAAAUUGUCAGUUCCUUCUAUUUGUGAGAAAUUAUAAAAUAGUUGACAAUGUAAAUUGGUUAUAGAGCUGUUUAAAACAAAUUCCCACCUUACUCAAUUCUAUUUAAAGUAUUUACUUUGCAAUUAAACUGGAUGAUAGUCUGGCAAUAUGAUACAUAAUCCAAUAAUUUUCUUUUGUUUUCUCUGUACAAAAUGUUUUUUUUUUUUUUUAUCAUACUGUGGCUAAGUAAAUUGCACUAUUGUACAUGCAAAGCAGCUAUUUUAGGUUAUUCAAUAAAUUACUCGGACUGUAGUUCAAUGCAAUAAUAUUUUUUUUCAAUAAAAAGCUUAAUGGCAUAAGAGUGUUAGUCAGAUAUUUCUAACAAAAAGCAUACCAAAAUAUAAGAGCAAAAUCAAAAGCAAAAUGGUAUGGACAUAUUCUGCAUUUUACACUGUUGAAUUUAACAUGCACUUAACAUUUUAUUUAUUACUGUAUAUAUUUAUAUUAUAUAUUUAAA
Messenger RNA from Equus caballus (horse), 12549 nucleotides. Lineage: Eukaryota; Metazoa; Chordata; Mammalia; Perissodactyla; Equidae. The record is from RefSeq and is a predicted model, not a curated record.